Molecule: messenger RNA, 2465 nt
Organism: Epinephelus fuscoguttatus (brown-marbled grouper)
Lineage: Eukaryota; Metazoa; Chordata; Actinopteri; Perciformes; Serranidae
Gene: samd10b
Product: sterile alpha motif domain containing 10b
Exons: 5
Coding region: 318-848 (176 amino acids)
Biological process (GO): cell surface receptor protein tyrosine kinase signaling pathway
Cellular component (GO): cytoplasmic side of plasma membrane
Molecular function (GO): protein binding
Source: RefSeq, a predicted model, not a curated record
GCGUAAUGACCUUUUGUCUCCCGGCGGUCAGGUACGGAGAGGGGGGCGGAGAUUCAGAAGGAGCCGCUUCAUAUCGGACUGGUCCCGGCGUCCCGGACGAACAAAUGGCCGUGAACCGACAGAGAGGGAGAGUGUGAUCCAGGUUUCUUUUUCUUUUCUCUCUACGAUCACACUGAGGGACAUCUCAAAUGUCCACGUAGGAGGUGAGAGAGGGCAAGAAGCGCUCUUUAUCCUCACACUCAGAACAUUUCAUCCAUCUGGCAGGAGAAUGGGAGAGUCCUGUUGACACCACGGAGAGAUACACGCUGAGACCGACUAUGGCUGUGGACGCGGCGUCCAGCUUCAGUUUUUGCCGUGCCUCCCUGGAGCACACGGUGUCUGCUGAGGAGCUGAGCUACCAGCUGCCGCGUCGCGCCGGAGGCAGCAACCUGACCUGGCACGACGGCCGCGGCCAGAGGACAGCACACACACGCACCGUCAAACUCCUGCAGCAGCCAGGCACAGAGGGCAUCCAGCUGCGUCCAGGUGAAGCCUUCACUGUGUAUCACACCAGUCCUACUCUGUCCAGUCUGUCCAAACCCGUGGUGCUGUGGACUCAGCAGGAUGUCUGCAAGUGGCUUAAGAAACACUGUCCUCACAACUACCUGACCUAUGUAGAGGCCUUCUCCCAUCAUGCUAUCACAGGACGGGCGUUGCUGCGUUUGAACGGGGAGAAGCUAGAGAGGAUGGGAAUCGUCCAGGAGACGCUGAGACAGGAGGUCCUCCAACAGGUCCUCCAGCUGCAGGUCAGAGAAGAGGUCCGCAACCUGCAGCUCCUUAGUAGAACCUCCUUUGGAAACUUCUCUUAGCUCAUCCCUGGAUCCAUUUGGCAGCCCAUUCCCUCGUCCCCGGUCACAAUACAUCUCUAGGAGCCAUGGAAGAGCUGCUGUCUUCAGAUAUGUGAGCGGAGAAUCGGCGAGUAAAAGGGGGCAGGGCGAGCCUAUAGACGACAUGCCAAACGGUCUGGAGGAUUCUCAUUCAACGCGGCCAAUCUGGUUUACAGACACUGAGACAGAGACAAAGCCCCGCUGGAGGCAGGGGUACCCACUGUAACAUAGUGAUAAGAUGUAAGAUUCACAACCCUAGUGAUGAUGUAGGCCUGUCACUGGUAUAUGCUUGAUCGCAGCAAAUCUCCUUUUGGUUUCCCGUCUCGUCCGGAUUGGACUGUUAUUUUUGACAUAUGCUGUACACGUGCACAAACAUGGUUCUCCUCUCCUAAUAAGGUCAUUACAUGAAUAACUCUUUGGCAUGGUUUUACGUAACCUUAACCUUUGAGCCCAGUGAUGCUGAAACCACGUGGAUGAUGGUUUGCAUUGUGGUGUGACCAUAGAUUUACAUACAGCGCCACCAUUUGGCCACUGGAACUAAAGUGAAGGAAACCUCUGGUCGAUGACCAUCUCAUUUUGAUGCUAUAACACCAAGCCUGCUCACAAGGAGUUAGAGCUGGCUAAUACAACCCUAAUCAAUUCCUCACCCACAGGUCACACUCACUUUUUCCUCUCAGGACUUUAGUUUCGGAGUUAUAGGUUUGGAGGAUCAACAAUAAAACUUUAAGCCGAAUGUCAUUCCAACAACCAGACUUUUUGUAUUGCGACUGAUCUGCAGUAUGUCAGUGAGAAAUUAGAAAUAUAUAUGAGCGUUGUAGAAUAACAUACACUGUAAAUCUGCGUAUACUGUAAUAGUACCUUAGUCUUUAAUUAAAGGAACGGAUCCAGAGGACACGGAGUUAAUGUGAUAAUCACUGACUGUCUAUGCUUGAUAAAGCAAUAAUUCAAAUGAUAUAAUGUGAAGAGGAGUAGCGCUGUAUGGGAUGAAUGGUUUGAGAUGCGAGUAUGAGUGUCUGCUGAGGGGAAUACACAUUUUGCCUGUUACAGCCUCAUAGCUUCUGUCCCUUGUGUGUGCUACUGUAUACUGUAUGUCAUCUCUCGCACACAGACACCGAGGAAAAGGACGAGACUCUGUUGUAGUUUAGACGCUCUGUCCCUGGUGUGACACUGUGAUUUCAAAUGCUCGGAAAUCAAAAUACUAUGACAGCUACCCAGAUGCAAGAUUCCCAGCGCAACUUGAGCGAGCACCCUUGAUGUCACUCUAGACAGCAGCAGACAGAUAUGUAUGAUGAAGAUGUUUAAGCAACAUAAAUAAAUUCAAUAAAUAAAUAAAUAAACUUCCAACAAACAAAACCUCCCCUUCCAGCAUCCUUCCAUCUGUCCUUUGACAAGAAGUCUUUGGGUAAUGUAAGUAACUGACUGUUAAAAGGGAGAAAACACACUGUAUUAUUUUUGAAUUACCAGAUGUACUGUAUAUAUGAACACUUUUGGUUUACAUUGUCAGAUGAUUGAUGAGCUGUUUGAAAUGCAAAAAAAAAAAGGAAAAAGGAAAAGUAUUUCUGCUUUACAGAUAUGAAGACAUAUGGUAUGGAACAUGAU